Diprion similis is the source of this 4075-nucleotide messenger RNA. RefSeq names its product protein unc-13 homolog 4B (gene stac). The record is from RefSeq and is a predicted model, not a curated record. The transcript is spliced from 18 exons. Bases 142 to 3855 code for a protein of 1237 amino acids. Lineage: Eukaryota; Metazoa; Arthropoda; Insecta; Hymenoptera; Diprionidae.
GAUCUUGAUACGUAAUUCGUGAGUAAAUUUAGGCAAAACGGUACUCAGAUAAACCUCGUGAUAAGACGUCAGCUUGUUAUUAUUCGUCAAAGGAGUCUCCGCUUCGUUGUUACUCCAUAACCGAAGGACAGACCUGCAGUCAUGGACGAGGAGGCGAUGUGGAAAGGUUUUUACCAAAAAAUCGUUGAGGAUAAAGAGAAGGAGGAAGCAGAGAAGGAAAAGUCUGAUCACGAAAUCAGUGAUCUUAACAACAAUCUUCGGAACGCGAAAAUGACAGACACCGAAAAAGAACACCCGUAUUGGAAGAUAGCAGCGUUAAGUGCCCGAAUGUCUCAACCUGCCGAAUCGAAACCAGUCACCGUUGCUAGGAUCUACUGGAAGUUCGCAGCCCACAACCUCAUUCUUAAUAAUAGAAUCCAAGCGGCGGAUGGAGGCUUCUUUGAAAAUCUGGGAACGCUCUUUGCAGCCAAAGCACGCGCCCAGGCGGAGGCCGAAGGCCCUAUUCCUACGCCGAAUGAAGAUGAACAAGAAAAAGAGCUUAGCGACGAGGAAGGAAGCGUUCGGGAACCUACGGAAGCUCUCCUCGAAAGCGACAGUGACCGCGAUGAGGACGAGCAUUCGCAGAACCUCAUCAUAGAUUCCGUCGGUUGGAACAUAGAAGAACUCUAUACGUCACUGGUGUACCUAACCCAGCACCAAAUCGGCUUUGACGUUACAAAUGAGUGCAGCCAGGAAUCGCUUCUGAAUCACUUGCAGGGUGCCUUCAAGAUCGAUAACCAGACCCAUGAGCAGGUCCUCGAGCAAGCUCAAAACAUGGAGGCUCCAGAAAUGCAUCUCAACGUCGAAGUCAUAGAAGCAAAGGAACUGGUAUCUAAGGAUUCCAAUGGUAAAAGCGACCCCUUCUGUGCUCUGUAUCUCGAGUCUGUACCUACGAGGAGGUACAACACUGCCGUAAAGACGUCGACACUGAGUCCUGUAUGGGAAGAACACUUUGAGCUACCGUUGGAAGAUGCUGAGAAUGAUGUGCUCAAUCUUGAAGUAUGGGAUUUCGAUGCUGCUGAAACCGUCCCGGAGAAGAUGAGCAAGGUAAAGGACGUCAAGGGUGUUCGUGGACUGGUUAAACUCGCCAAAGAAAUUGCGCUGACAGCAACAACCGGUAAUCACGACAAUGAAUUCAUCGGAAAGUGCCAAAUAGCCCUGAAGGAUAUUCCAGUGAAUGGUCAUACAAUGUGGUAUUCCCUGGAGAAAAAGAACAAGUCGAAACGUCGCGGUGUUGUUCGUCUGAGGUUAGCCUUCAGUGCGGAACACAACGCCCAGGUAGCUGCCCAGGAGCACAGACACCUUCUGCGCAUCCUUCUCCUCUACGAAAUAGAGUCGGAAAAAAUCGAAAAGUAUUGCUGGUGCGGGCGUUGGUCAGGCCCAGCCGAGGCGAUAAUACUGCAGCACAGUGCUCAGCGUGGGCUUCUCGCUCGCAACGUGGCCUUGGCACAGUGGGUCGAAUACACCAGGGUGCACCAGGAACACCCUCUCAGUUUCACCCUGUUCAACAAGCUGGCGCUCGACCUCUUGAGGCCCAUGGAAAACAACCUUUUCUCCGACGACGAGAUACGACUAUUCUGGGACUCGACUAGAAAGCUUUUGCACUCCUGCUUGAACAGCAUUAGAAAACUUCGAAAAUCCACCGCGGGUGAUAAGAACACCAUUAAUCAACUGGGCGCAAUUCUAGGCAUCCUGUCGUCCAUAGACUCUUUGCAAAAAUCGGAAGACCUUGACCUAUUCCCUGCCAACAUGUACGGAUGGCUUCCCGAGCCUGAGGGACCGAGAUCAGAUGUGAUGCAAGCUCUUCAAGGCACGGUUAUCCAGGGGGCUGAGGAAUGGUAUGAUUACUUACUGAAAAACAAUUCAGCGGACGGAGUAGAGGAUAAAGAUAUGCUCACUUACUACAUCAAGGUCAUACAGCUGAUUAGGGCCGAUUUACAACGAGCCAUAGAGUUCUAUGACAAGGUCUUCAUAAAGCAAGUAAAUUUCCCUUACGCGAGAACGUUGUACGUCCAUUACGAGAAACGGAUCAGCGACAUGUGCAUGAUCAUCGUUGAAGACGUAUGCGCGAGGUUGAAGAGAAUCGAGAUCGAGAACAGCGAUGGAACGAGCGAAGAAUUGGCCUUGGGAACGACGCUUUUCGAGCUGUAUUUAACCCUACAAAGAUACGCAAUACUCGGUCACGUCCUGUGUGCCGACGGCCUGGAGUACAUGAAGAUUCAAAGCUACCACGAGUGGUUUCGUGCCGGAGUUGCUCACUGGCUCGACAUCGCGGUAUUCAAGGCCUUGCGCCGGAUAGAACGUGCCGUUGAAUUUGACACCCUGCAACCGGUAGACUCAAAUGUUCAGUACAGCUCAAGUGCCGUUGACACGUUGACAAUAUUCUACCAAAUCAAGGUCUUCUGGACGCAGUUGGCCUGGCCAGACGUCGAAGGAUCUUACACCUUCGUCGCAAAAAUAAUCGACGAUAUCUGCAGAUGCUCCGUGGAAUACGCUGAUAAGAUGGCGAGGAAGGCGGAAGAGGCUACGCAGCAGGAGUACGACUUGGAGAACAACAGCAGCGUGUACGAGAAAAAGUUCGAGGUCUCAAACGCGUGGUGCUUCGCCAUCAACAACAUCGAUUACAUCCGCACGUCGAUCGGCCCCCUUGCCGAGGACUUGGGACUUCAUAGUAUAGUCGAGUGUCUGGCGGCGAACAAAACUCAGCAGGAGGCUGAACGGUGUCGGCAAACGCUUCAGCUCGUCAUCGACAACGCCACCGACACAGUGAGCAAUAAGAUUAUCGAGUUGCUCGAGGUUGUUGCGAGCAAAAUGACCCCGGCGAUGAGCAGGUACUUGGAAGAAGGUGCUGAACUGAUCGACACGACGAGCAACGCCAUGGACAGGCUUCUCCAGUACCUCGAUUCCAACAUUACCACUCUUCACGACAACUUGAACGAGACCAAUUUCGCGAGAGUGCUUUUAGUCAUUUGGGAAAUCAUGUCGAAGACUUUGUACGAUCUCGUUAACAGCAAUUUGGAGAGGAGGAGGCCACCUUCGUUCUAUGCUAACCUUCACCGGACGCUGCACACCUUAAUUCGUUUCUUCAAUCUUGGGGCAGACGAGACGUCGAAUAUUCACAUACUCGAGAAAAUCGAGGAGCUUUUGAAACUUCACGGUCUCGAGACGGCCGCGUUGAUUCAUCGAUACAAUCAGGAUAGGCUACAGGAGCAAAAAGCCAUCGAGGAGUCUAGGCACGGACAGUUGACUGUUAGAGCAUAUUUUAUCGAUAAUUUAUUGAAAAUUCAGAUCAUGAACGCCAGAAAUCUAAGGCCAAUGGAUAGUAAUGGCAAGAUGUCUACUCUUGAGAGAAAACUACGUUAUAAAUCAAAAACUAAAAAGAAACUGAAAGACGGGAGGUCAAGUCAGUGUGAUUCCUACGUUAAAAUACGAUUGCUGCCAGAGGAGAGGUUCGUUCACAUAAAACAACCGAAGACACGAGUCCUCAAAGAAACCCUGUUUCCGCUUUUCGAUGAAAUCUUUAGCAUUUCACUGACGACGGAGCUGAGAGAAACGAAAGAUGCUAUCAUAGCGUUUGAGGUGAAGGACAAAGACUUUCUCAGGACGAGAUUUAUGGCUGAGGCCUUCCUGGCCUUCAGUGAAAUCCCGGAAACUGGUCCUGACCGGGAUUUCGACUCCCUGGAACAGAUUCAUUUGAAACUUUCUCGACCAACAAUGCACAAUUCAGACGUGGUUCGCGCAUUAGAGCACAGAAAGGGGGACGACCGGGCUGUUGACUUUAUGUCGAAACUUAACACAAAGAUUGAAUCUAGAUAAUCGGUGAUACGUAAAUAUAUAAGUUUGUGAACGUAGGCGUUGGUAGCAGUUUGACGAAAUAUCAGCGUUUAAGACAAAUCGUCGGCUGCAUUGCUGUAAUACUACGAUCGGGGUAUAAUUAAAGAUAACGAAUAAUCGGAGUACGGUGCAGUAAAAGUGCACAUUUUUGAAUCUUAAUAGUCUGACACAAAAGUGACUUAAAAUAACACGAUAAAGAAAA